AGAAAGAGGGACCAGACUCAAUUCCUGAGAGCCGGAGAAGGGCCACAGCGGCAGAAAAAUUCAAGAGAGAGAGAGAGAAACGGCGAGCAGAGAGACAGCGAGCGCCACGGCCAGGGUCGCGUUCUCACGAUAGUAGCGGUGGGGCCCGCCAGCUCGGGUUUAAACGGUGUACGGAGUAGGAGAGAGCAGGACUGGAGAGAGGCCUUGGGAAUUGGAAGCGCCAAGCGAGCCAGAGAAGGUUCUAUGCAAAGAACGCUGGAGCCGGAGACAAGAUGCUAA
Molecule: messenger RNA, 279 nt
Organism: Rasamsonia emersonii CBS 393.64
Lineage: Eukaryota; Fungi; Ascomycota; Eurotiomycetes; Eurotiales; Trichocomaceae
Exons: 1
Source: RefSeq, a predicted model, not a curated record